GACACGAAGAGCGUACGCGUGGACAACGCGAGCUGCGGAUCCAGAUGCAAAACGGAAGAUGUUGUGGCUGGUGGUGGUGGUGAUCAUGAUGUCGUUGGGAGUACUCUCCUCCGAGGUCCGCUCGAAUCUGACCGUCGAUGGAAAGCUGCUGGAGGUCUUCGCGAAACGGUACCCGCUGGAGGAGUGGACGCGGCACGGCUUCUUUCACAAGGAUUACCUGAGGAGGAUAAACGCGCAUUGGCUGGGAUUCGAACCGCAGCCGGCGAGGUAUCAUUACGCCCUCUCCGUUCUGUACGGCUUCAUCAUGGUCGGCGGGGUGACCGGUAACGCUCUCGUGAUCGUAAUGUUCAUCAGAUGCAAAAGGUUGAGGACUCCGGCGUUAACGCUGAUCGUGAAUCUGGCGUUCAGCGAUAUCAUGAUGAUGACGAAGUUGCCGAUUUUCAUUUACAACAGCAUCUACAUGGGUCCGGCUCUCGGUGAAUAUGCGUGUCGUUUGUACGGAUUCAUCGGCGCAUUGAGCGGAACUUGCUCGAUAAGCACUUUGGCUGCGAUUUCGGUGGACCGCUUCUUCGUGGUGCGGUAUCCUCUCAAUCAGAGAUUCACCGGGACCAGAGCACGCGUCUGCGUGGUAAUAACCUGGGUGUACUCCGUCACCUUCUCGAUAAUCCCACUGCUGGACGUGGGUCUCGGCGUUUACACACCGGAAGGUUUUCUGACGAGCUGCAGCUACGAUUAUCUGACGGACAACGAGGCCGCCAAGAACUUCAUCUUGGUCUUCUUCGUGGCCGCUUGGGUUGUACCCUUCAUCCUCAUCGUCUGCACGUACGCGAGCAACGUGAGCGUCGUGAUGAAAUCGAAGAGGAUGAUCAGGCAGAGAGGUUCGGCGCGACACAUCCGCGUCGAAGAGAAGAGGAGUCAGGAGAUGCGGUUGACGAUGAUCGUUUUCCUGGUGAUCGUGAUGUGGUUCGUCGCGUGGACGCCGUACGCCGUCGUCUCUUUGAUUGGAAUCGCGGGAAGAGCUGAUCUCAUCACGCCGCUUACCUCGAUGAUUCCUGCACUCUUCUGCAAAACCGUCAGCUGCAUCGAUCCGUACGUCUAUGCCCUCACCCAUCCCAAAUUCAAGGCGGAACUGCGAGCGCUCUUCUGCAGGAGGCGACCUUCCGCAGAAAAGUCCAACGUCUCGUCGUUUCAAGCGACGAGCAGAGGCAACAAGCGCAGAGAGUUCGCGCGUGACGAUGGAACGGAGAUGGUGCAACUGGAAUGCAUACGACUUCCCAUCAUCCAGAAGCAGGACAACAAACCACCACCUCGACUCAACGUCGAUGAGAUGAAGAAGGGAAGUUCCGCGUACUCAACUCGAUGGUGGUACAAGCCGAGCUUCAGCAAUAGAACGUCCAGCAUCAGGGGCAUCGCCAGAAGCUUCACCAGCAGGACGCAAUCAUUCGAAGUAGAUUAAACUUUCGCUCGAAAAAAAAACAUAGAAACAACAACGUACAUCUUUACAUAUCGAUUGUAUAAUAAGAUGAAU
This is a messenger RNA of Nicrophorus vespilloides, 1528 nucleotides long. RefSeq names its product opsin, blue-sensitive-like. The record is from RefSeq and is a predicted model, not a curated record. NCBI's taxonomy places the organism in Eukaryota, Metazoa, Arthropoda, Insecta, Coleoptera, Silphidae. Gene Ontology annotation, biological process: visual perception; G protein-coupled receptor signaling pathway. Gene Ontology annotation, molecular function: G protein-coupled receptor activity. Gene Ontology annotation, cellular component: membrane. The transcript is spliced from 3 exons. The coding region runs from base 59 to 1456 and encodes 465 amino acids.